UGUAAAUACAGGGAGGUGCGGGAGGGUUGGCCGGUUCCCGCGCUUUCAUUAUAUGCAUGUUUAGAACACCUUAUAUCAUUGUAAACUAAGGUUUUUCAAUGGAUGCAUGCCUUCCAGUUAUUGCGUCAAAGUACGGGGGAAAUUUUCCAUAUUUCCGUCAGCCAGUUAAAGUGGGAGAGUUUUCGUUGGAUGACACAAGACAGUUUCACCAUGACAGCUCCCGCCAGAAAUACAUGAGCUGGCCAUCAAAUAAGUCUCUGGACAGUGGUGAAAGCACUGGUGUUUACUUUGAUCUUAACUUGCUGAUUGACAAAGCUGUUAAGAAGGAUGAUUCACAGUUGGAUGAAAGGCUAGAUAACUUGCUUAAAUGGAUUGUGAGAAACCAGAGUAAGUUUCAGGUGAAAGGAUACAAAGGAGAGCUCAACAGCCUCUCAACAAAUUUUGUUUGCUACCGAGGGCUGAUGACAAAGCUUAUGGUGACACCCUACGAGAAUCGGGAACCGUGGAUCAUAUGUGCCUCAAAAUGGAGGGACACUAUCUACUUGUGUGCCUUUGACACAGAAGAGAAACAGGCGGAGCGGCAGCGUGAGACUGACAGGCAGCGUACCAUGACCAGCUGGGGUUACAAGUUUGAGCAGUUUAUGAUGGCUGACGCGGCUGACAGCGAGGCGAACCCGCACGUGCCGGUGCUGGAGGGGGAGGAGUUCUGCUGCGUCCUCCGGUCUCGGCUGGGGUCGCACUCGCUCGUAUAUGGGGCAGAGGUGGAUGGCCUGGACCCACACCAUACUGGCGACCCUUCCACGAUGGCACGUUUCGUCGAACUAAAGACGUCGCGCGAGGUGGACAACCAGAGGCAACGCAACACUCUCCGAAGGUUCAAGAUGCUCAAGUGGUGGGCCCAGUCCUUCCUCGUGGGCAUCGAGCGGGUGGUGGUCGGCUUCCGCGACGAUGACGGCGUUGUGCACCGGCUGCACGCUUACAGCACGAGACAGCUGCCCAAGGACCAGGAUUUCUGGUCGCCGGCCGUGUGCAUGAACUUCGCCGACGCACUGCUGAGCUUCGUGGCGCGUCACGUGACCGGCGACGACCCGCGCGCCGUCUGGCGGCUGGACUUCCGGCCCGCCGAGCGGCGGGUCACGUGCACGCCGCUGGGCCGCAGCCAGCGCUUCCGCCUGCUGCCGGACUGGUACACGGAGCAGAUGUUCCCGCGGGAGCUGGUCACGUGACCGGGCGCGCCGAGCAGACGUGCCGAAGAGGUCCGGUCAUGUGACCUAGUGCUGUCGAUCCGGUGGGGUUGUGCCGCGUGGCGGGGCCCAUUGCGCCGCACAAUGCGCUGAUUGUGUUACCCAGUGGCUCUGGCCUAGCUGAGCUCGUCACUGACAGCUGCGAGACUGGUGAUGACGUCACCGUUCACCCAGCUCUACCGAGCCAGUCACCGGGCAGUUUGAUGGGCGGAUGGCGUCAAUCCUGCGACGUCAUCGUCGCCUGGUUUGGUGCUCGUCCCGCCCUGCGUGGGACGAGGGUGGACGGCCGGCACCGCCAGCCCUACCGAGCCAAUCACUGGGCAGUUUGAUGGACGGAUGACGUCAAUCCUGCGACGUCAUCGUCGCCUAGUUUGGCGCUUAUCCCGCCCUACGCGGGACGAGGGGGGAAUGCCGGCACCGCGGUGGGAGGAACUGGGCGCCAAGUUCGUCAACGCUCGUGUUACGUACGACCUUUCCGCGUGGUCUCUAGCAGCGCAGGACUGCGAACCGCUUCCACUGCGGCCAUGUCGCGUUUCCAUGCUUCUUUUUUCGGAUGAAUCCCAUGAGGUAUAUUUUUAUAAGCUGUCCUCGACAGCCCUCUAUUUUAUUCUGAGUGUGUGGGCAUGACGCCCACCUCUGGGUGUUUUUGCCUUCUCGCAGCUCGGUGCUCACUGUGACGGGACCAAAUGCAAGCAAAUCCCAGUGGAUGGUUUAUGAUUUAUGAUGGCUUGU
Molecule: messenger RNA, 1976 nt
Organism: Pollicipes pollicipes
Lineage: Eukaryota; Metazoa; Arthropoda; Thecostraca; Pollicipedomorpha; Pollicipedidae
Product: decapping and exoribonuclease protein
Exons: 7
Coding region: 99-1226 (375 amino acids)
Biological process (GO): NAD-cap decapping; nuclear-transcribed mRNA catabolic process
Cellular component (GO): nucleus; cytosol
Molecular function (GO): mRNA 5'-diphosphatase activity
Source: RefSeq, a predicted model, not a curated record